Molecule: messenger RNA, 990 nt
Organism: Cylindrotheca closterium
Lineage: Eukaryota; Bacillariophyta; Bacillariophyceae; Bacillariales; Bacillariaceae
Source: the annotation of a GenBank genome assembly
AUGCCAUCACAGCAACAACGACAACAACUGACAUCUGGUUGUAUUGUAGUGGUUGCGAAAUGCCCCAUACCUGGAAAAUCUAAGACUCGACUGGCUCCUUUGCUGGGUGAAGAUGGAUCCGCCAAGCUGGCCAAAGCCAUGCUUUCUGAUGUGUUGCUGACUUUGGAGCACUGUUCUGAGCUCGAGAAAGUCAACAAAGUUUUAUUGUAUGCGCCUGGUGAUGAAACGGGGCGCUCCAUAAUGGCGAGCAUAUUAGGUGCAAUUGGAAUUGAAGGGUACAGAGGAGCAGAAGACUCGAGCAGUGGAUUAUCGAAAUGGAGACUGCUUCCCAUGAUAUCGCCUAACUUGCAAUCAUCUGAUCUGGGCGACAUUUUGCAGCAUGCUUUGGACCGAGUAGUGGAGACUCCAUGGAAUCAGAACCAAGAACGACCAAUGAGCAGUACUGGCGUGGUCUUUUUGGGUAUGGAUUCUCCUGAGCUUGCGCUUCCGGACAUUGUCAAAGGAUUGCAUCUGGCUUCUGAUGAGGUGGACAACCAAGAUGGAGAACAUGAUAAAAGUCGUCUUCCAGCGGUGCUUUGUCCAUCUGAUGAUGGCGGUUAUGGUAUGCUUUGUGUACCCUCUACGAGUGUCAGCAGAAGAAUAUUUGAGAAUGUGUACUGGUCACAUCCCUUGACCGCUGUAUCGCAGUUGAAAGCCCUGACAGAUGCAUCCAUUCCAGUGAUUCUUGGUCAACUGAUGCAUGACAUCGACGAACCAGAGGAUGUCACCAAACUAUGCCAGCGGAUAUCCUCAAGAGCGAAGAUUGUAACAGAAAAUAAUGUAGCGACAAAGCUGACAGGUUUGGAGAUGCCGAGUUCUUACAGUUCUUCAAGUCUCGAUAUGAGUGCCACGGAAGACACGAAAGUGACUCACGUGAAGUCACUGCAUCCAGAAUGCAAAUACACAAAACUGGCCUUGGAAGAGCUUGGUUCGCUGGAUACAAAGGAUUGA